Molecule: messenger RNA, 192 nt
Organism: Perkinsus marinus ATCC 50983
Lineage: Eukaryota; Perkinsozoa; Perkinsida; Perkinsidae
Exons: 2
Coding region: 1-192 (63 amino acids)
Source: RefSeq, a predicted model, not a curated record
AUGCUGGCCUUUCAACUACUCCUCGCAGUUGUAACUGCCAAGUACGACGGAUCUCAGGUGAAGAACAUGCUCGAAGCCUACAAGGAGAAAUUUGGACACAACUUCGGUGCACAAAACGAUUCCCGUAUGAAGAUUUUUGCAGAUAACCUCCGCUACAUAGAAGAGGAGAAUGCCAAAGGUGGGAUCAUCUGA